This is a messenger RNA of Heterobilharzia americana, 3061 nucleotides long. The record is from the annotation of a GenBank genome assembly. NCBI's taxonomy places the organism in Eukaryota, Metazoa, Platyhelminthes, Trematoda, Strigeidida, Schistosomatidae.
GAUAUCACGUCCUAUGACCUCCAAGGUCGAUCAUUUUUUGAGUUGGCGUCAAUGUUGCAGAAACGUAUUUUGUUUGAUGCAAACUCGGCAAAUCCUUUCUUUCGAUGUCAUAUUUAUGGUGCAUCCAAUAUUGCUUUGGUGAAGUCUAAUAUUUUGGGCUCACAGGUUGUGAAGAUGUCGACAUCCUCGCACCCGACAUAUCUUGAAUUUAUCUACGAAAAGAUAUGCUCAAGGAUUCUGUACCGAUUUCUUAUAUUUCGGAUAUUCCUUCUGAGUGAACAUGAUUUUAAGUUUGAAUUGAAGUUCUCUUCUAAUGACAAAAAACCAUUCAUACUCAGCUUUUCUACUAAAUUUCAAUCACUGUCCACGAAGAAAUCUUGUGUGAUGGUCCCACUGUUUUCGGUGUUGAAGUCAAUGUGGUUAAACCUUACUAUAGAUAUGUUUUCGUUCCUGCACGACCUGAAAAUUGAUGCUACUUUGAGAAAACUGCAGAGUAUUACCGUUUAUCCAUUCUGUUUUCUAUCUGAGAUUUCGGUCACUUCGGGUACUAUCACUGAUUCUCCUUUUCAUAAAAAUUCACGAAAUCUGGAAAGCAAAACAUCUAUCAUUUAUCAAGUUUUGAAUGUGCAGAAAAUACGUUUGAGUGAAUGGAGACAAACAGAGUUGAUAAAUAUUCAGUCGAGUGAAAACUUUAAUGACUUUAAGAAGGGAUCGAAUUCGAAUACAACUGGCAACCACCAGUCUCCUGUGAAAGUUUCCUGUCCCUCCUCCUUAGAAGUUGACAAACGUACUUUGGAAAAACAAAGGACAGGAAAACAACCAGUAUCUCUACAAAUCAAAAAGAUAUGUAUUAACGAGCAAAGCUCUCCUACUAUAAAGAAGACAUCAACGGAAUUAAAUGUUUCCAAAGAUCCAAGAAGUUUUAGUGCUGGUGCUGUCGUUAACCGUUCAAACAUUGGUUGUAAUAACAACUAUUCAACAAAUUUAUUUUAUUAUCCAGAAGAAGAUGACAAAUCAAGCCAAUCAAAGAGUGUAAUUCAUACCAAAUCAGAAAAUGAUGGGCAAAAACUAAUCACAGAAACUAAAUUUCAGUCUAUUGGUUUAGGAAAUUUGUAUUUAUUUAACAGUUUACCUCAGCCUGCUCCAAAUCUUUUUACAACAACAUAUACGAAAGAGGUGGAAGCUGAAGCGGUUGGUAUGGAGGAUAGUGAAGACCCAGUAUGUUCAGAAAGUUCCCAUUUACGGCGUAUUAGUAUAGAUCAGCAUUCGUUAAGAGAAUUAAGUGAGGCAGAUUUAAAGUUUAAAGUGUUCAUGGCAUCUGCUUCGCAUCAUGAAAAAUGUAAUUCAACUCUUCACAAGGACUAUUAUCUCCAUGGGUCAAAUGAAAAUCCAUUACAUAUAAAUAAUUCGAAUGAAUACCUUCUUAAUGAUAGAAAUAUCAAGGAAGUCAAUGAACUUGAUCCUCCUCCAAUAGAUUUAGCUGGGUAUGAACGAUCAGAUGAUCUAUCAGCCAGUUUUGAAGCAUCCCUUUUAGCCAGCUUAAAACAGGCUGCAAUGGGCGGGAAUUUAGAGUCUGAUUUGUUAUUCAUGAAACAAGAGUUAACCAGACAGAAAUCAGGUGAAACAGGAACAGCGUCAAGCGCAACAGAUAAUAAAGAUUUUGGUCAGUUUUCUGGUAUAUCGAAAUCAAUUCCACUUUCAUCACAAAGUCCACCAUACAACAAAAUCAGGAAGCGUAUAUUAAAUAGUACUGAAAGUGAACAGUGUGAUAUUUUAAAUGCCAUCAGAAGACAAAUAUUAAAUGUCAGCUUUAGUGAUCAUGAUGAUUACGAUGAAGGAGAAGAUGCCACUACAAGCGAUGGCUUAGGAUCAUUGAUAUACCUGCGUUAUCACUUAGCACAUCAUCACGGCGUAUGUCACCAACCUCCUCACUGGCGUCAGCAGCAGCAAGAACCCGAUGAAAGGUUUGGUGGUCACUCGCCACUCUCUGUGAAUCAUCAAGUGUUACCAACAUCAGAGACAAGUGCCUUUAGACAAGCUAACUACAUUUGCAGUAAUGGGAAAGAUGGUACCAUGUGCAAUCCUUCCCCUACAUCUUCAAUGAUUAAUCAACGUAUUCACAGCACUGAAGAUAUAUCACAACUUAUUACAGGCGUUGAACUGUCUAGUCAUUGGGGUACUGGGACAUCAAAUUCAUCGAAUGAGAGUUUAUCCUAUGCAACAUCUGGUUUUCCAUAUGAACCAAAUCAAUUUAAACAGCAAACGAAUCUACAAGAAACACCAUGCAAUACGAAAGAACAACAACUUAUUCACUCUACUACAACACCAGAUAUCAAUUCAAGCGGUCAACUUAUUGAGUUAAUAUAUGAUCCGGUGCUAAACUGUUAUUAUGAUCCUAAACUAGGCCGUUUUUAUGAGUUGAUAUGACUUAUAGUUUAAACGGUAGACUGAGUUGAUAGUAUAAUUAUCAUAGACAAUCCUGUAGUUAUUAGUUUAUUACUUUUUCCACUUUAUUAACAUGAAUAUUAUUAUGCUAUUUUGUAAAUUAUGUUUUCUUUUCACUAUCCUCUUUCACCUUUUUAUGAAAUUCUGUUUCUAAAGUGUACAGGAUCAUUUCCCUACUCUUUAUUAUCAAGCAAGAAAUGCCUUGUGAUUCAUUUAGAACUUUAUUUUUAACUUGGUUUCUUUUCCUCACUGCUGUAUUGUGAGUUAGAAACUUUUUCAUGAUCUCAUUAUUAGGAAGAUCAUGUUUAUAGUCUUGAAUUGAUGUAGCGUAGUCCUAAUUUGAUCAGUUAGUUUGUAGCUUUUUUGAUAUUGUUGGAUUUUGUACAUAUCUAGAGUUCAUGCUAAGAUCAACGGAAACAAGUGUAAAACAAACAAAUCUAAUCUGUUGUGUUGAAAUAAUAAUUACUAGAGAAGUGUUUAUAAGGUUAUUAUUUAUUGAUACUUGUAAUUUCCCGUUAUUAUUCUGCAUCAACUUUUGUUGGUAUAUCGGUCGCUAUGUAGAUGCCUUGAUAUUUUAUGAGUCAUAAAUUUAUUGACUGUUCCUUACUAGUUGACA